This is a messenger RNA of Brassica napus (rape), 3248 nucleotides long. RefSeq names its product rho GTPase-activating protein REN1-like. The record is from RefSeq and is a predicted model, not a curated record. The transcript has 23 exons. Bases 253 to 2985 code for a protein of 910 amino acids. Lineage: Eukaryota; Viridiplantae; Streptophyta; Magnoliopsida; Brassicales; Brassicaceae. Gene Ontology annotation, biological process: signal transduction.
UACUACCGAAUAAAAACAGAAGGGGCUUUCCUCUGUUUACGCCCAAAUUUUCCGCUUCACCUCUUCUCUCCUUCUCAAACUCCGUUGAACACAUCAAUCAAUCAAAUCUCACCCUAAAAGAAUACUAAUUUUUUUUACUUUUUUUCAAAAAUAGUUAUUGUUAACAUCAUCUCCUUCCUUCUUCCUCCAGAUCAAAAAAAAAAAUCAAGUGCCGCAUGUGAAUGGCGUGAAGACUGUGUUAUAUAACAAGUUAUGUAUCAAUCUACGUCUAACAAACAGGGAGAAUCUUCUUCCUCUUCUUCACAGCCUCCUCAACAACAGCAGAAUGCUAACGAACAAGACCAGGAGCAACAUGGUGACACAUGUAGUAUUCCUCCUGCUCAGUCUGGAAACGCAGACUCUCGUUCCCGUGGCACCGGCAACAACAACACCGUAUUCAAGAGUGGACCUCUAUCUAUUUCAUCAAAAGGGCUUGGGUGGACAUCUUGGAAGAAAAGAUGGUUUAUCUUGACGCGCACUUCACUUGUUUUCUUUCGAAGUGACCCGAGCGCAGUUCAACAGAGAGGCGGUGAGGUCAAUUUAACCCUUGGGGGAAUUGAUCUCAACAAUUCAGGCAGUGUGGUUGUUAAGGCAGAUAAGAAGCUGUUGACUGUUCUCUUCCCUGAUGGUCGUGAUGGACGUGCCUUUACCCUCAAGGCUGACACAAUGGAGGAUCUACAAGAGUGGAAAACUGCACUAGAAAACGCUUUGACACAAGCACCUAGUGCUUCCCAUGUUAUGGGUCAAAAUGGUAUCUUCAGGAAUGAUAAUGCACCAGAUGCACCCCCUGUCGAUGUUGAUGAACCGAAAGAUGAGACACCAACAAAUUUGACUGUCUUUGGAAGACCAGUACUACUUGCUCUAGAAGAAGUUGAUGGAUCUCCAUCUUUCUUGGAAAAAGCUCUUAGAUUUGUUGAAGAUCAUGGAGCCAAGACAGAAGGAAUCUUGAGACAAGCUGCUGAUGUUGAUGAUGUUAACCAUCGGAUUCGUGAAUAUGAGCAAGGGAGAAAUGAGUUCACUGCCACGGAAGAUGCUCAUGUUAUUGGUGAUUGUCUUAAGACUGUUCUUAGAGAGAUGCCUUCCUCUCCAGUGCCUGCAUCUUGUUGCAACGCCCUUCUUGAAGCUUGCCGUGACCGUGGCCAUAGAGUCAAUGCCAUGCGUGAAGCAAUUAGUGAAUCAUUCCCUGAACCAAAUCGUCGCCUUCUUCAAAGGAUCCUGAUGAUGAUGCUGGUUGUGGCCUCUAACAAAAAUGUGAACCGGAUGAACACAAAUGCAGUUGCAGCUUGUAUGGCACCUUUACUUCUUAGACCUCUUCUCCAUGGUGACUGUGAAAUUGAGAAUGAUUUUGAUGUUGGCGGUGAUGGCUCUGUGCAACUUCUGCAAGCUGCUGCUGCAGCUAAUCAUGCACAGGCUAUAGUCAUAACAUUGUUAGAAGAAUAUGACAGCAUCUUUGGAGAAGGUUCCUUGUCAGCUGGCUUGUACUCUGAUUCAGAAGAGAGUGGUAGUGGAAGUGAGGAGGGAACAGAUGAUGAAGAGUAUGAUGAUGAUGAAGGGACACAAGGAUCUGAUGACUACACAGAUGAGGAAGAAGACCUCGAAGAUGAAUCUGAAGGGUCAUACAGUGAGAGUGAAGCCUCUGUAGACCAUCAUGGUGAUGACAUUGAUAAUGAUGAUGAUCAUAAGGCACGGUCCCAUACUAAGAUAAAUGAUAAUUUAAGUUCUGAAUCCAAAUCUCCAAAAGGAAGUAUGAAGCCACAAGUUACUAAAAAGCUUUUAUCCGGCUCUAACCGGUCUUCACUACCACAGCAUGAUGAUGCAAGAAAGGAUGAUAGCAUCCUAGCUAAAGGUUCUGAUCAUACAGAUGUAAAGGCUGGUGAGGUCUCAAAAACUGAAGAUAGAAACUCAUCCAUGAAGGAACCGUCUACAUUGUCUAGUGCAUCAGGAGAAAGUAAAAGGCACUGGGGCCGUGCCCAUGGGAAGAGAAACCUUUCCAUGGAAUCUAUUGAUUUCUCAGCAGAGGUGGACGAGGCCGAUGCUGACGUUGAAAGACUAGAGACAACCAAAUCAGAGCUACAAAACAAAAUUACUGAGGAGGUUAAGAACAAUGCAGUACUACAUUCUAGUUUGGAGAGACGGAAGAAAGCUUUGUAUGAGCGGCGUGAAGCUCUAGAGAAAGAAGUGGAAAGACUACAAGAGCAGUUGCAGCAAGAGAGAGACAAGAAAGCAGCUCUGGAAGUAGGACUGAACAUGUCAAAAAGGAACCAACCUAUUCCAGAAAUAACUGAUGUAAAGUUGAAAAAAGAUCUGCAAGAUGUAGCUCAAGCGGAGGAUGAUAUUACCAGCUUGGAGCAUAAGGUUGAUGAUCUUGAGAACAGACUUGGUCAACAGGACGUUAAAGCAUCUAGUGGUAGCAAAGAGUCUCGGAGAAGUCCAGAGCAUAAUGCAAAAAUGAAGGAGAAACAAAAGGAUACGGAAGCAGCCGCUAGUAAUACAACGCUCAAGGAAGGGCAGGGGGAUCCAAGAGGAAAUGAGAUAGAGAAGCAACAAGAUUCACGUGGCAAAAGCUCGCAAAAGGUUGCUGGAACGUCUAAGAGGUCUGGCUCAAAGGGAGAGGGAAACACAACAACUUCUGCACUUUCCAAGUUGACAAUGAGACUCAACUUCCUCAAGGAGAGACGGAGUCAGAUCGCUAACGAGCUCUCAAACAUGGACAAAGGAAAAAGCAGCUCAGGGCAACCUAGUCCUUCCUCGGGGCAAAAGAAAAGUCCCCAGGAGAGUGAAAGAGGAACAGGUUCGAACCAGAACCAGAACCAGGAUUCAGACAGCAGCAAACUCAAUAGCCCGCAUGUUCUUGACAGAGGAAGAUCCGAUAACGGAGGAGAUAGAAGCAGAGGAUCUGGUGGAGGAAACCAUCCCAGCACUACACCAAGGACCUUCUCUAGAUGAUCUCCUCAUUAGAGCUGCUUAACCCCCAAGAUGUACAGCCACCAUUUAACUUCAGGUUCUCUCCCCCAACAACAAAUAACAGAUUCGUUCUUUUUUUUUUUUUUUUUCUUCUCUGCUCUACCCUCUCUUAUCUUGCUUCAAAGAUUAAAUAAACUACACUCUUUUUUUUUAUGUGUUCUUGACUGUUCAGUGGAUAUGUUAUUAUGGUAGAGACAUUUACUUCAGAGUAUAGAAACAAAAACAUUGAAUUGUAUGUAACAACA